GAAAGCAACAUGACUGACAAUGGGUGACAGCUCUUCUCCCAAGGAACUCGAUAUCUUACAAGCUCUGACAUCGCGUGAAUAUGGAAAUAAUAAAAGCUGCUACAGAAGUAACCUGAACAUUCUGAGGAAUUUAGUUUGUAAGAGCAAUUUUGUGUACAGAAAAGUAUGGGAAAAGCAAUCCAACAAGUCUAUUUCCUGUGAAGGAGGAAGAAUCUAUUUCAACAAUUUCCGAGAAUGUUAUUCAGGGUACACCAGAACCUUGGGACCAAAGUUGUCAUACCAACUUCCUGUGUCCUUCCCGUAUGAGAAGAUUGAAGAUGCUUUAGUGUGCCAGACAGCCCAGCAGGAACAAGGGCUGUCAUGGAAACCGCAUGUCCAUAGAAACAGUUUGUUUGGAAUCACUCGUGACAGUGUUCUGGUUCGUUUCGACAUACAAACUGGAGAAGUUCUUGAGUCCAUUCAUUUGCCAAACAGGUUUUGUUUUCGGAAUUUGUCUUGGGAGACUGAGGGCCACAGUUUGUCUGUUAAGUCUAUACAUCUAGAAUCCUACGAUGACAUUGUCCUGGUUCUUGCUCUGUAUGAUGUGUGUCGUUUCAGCUUUGUAGCCAUGAUGGAGGUAACAAAGUCUGUGUUUGGACGACAGGUGAGGGAUGCCAGCCUAUCUCAGGGCCUACUUAUCACUAUGCACAUCACAGGUGUUGUGAAAAAUCUACAGUUUUACUGACAUCCUUAGCAA
Molecule: messenger RNA, 736 nt
Organism: Liolophura sinensis
Lineage: Eukaryota; Metazoa; Mollusca; Polyplacophora; Chitonida; Chitonidae
Product: DDB1- and CUL4-associated factor 17-like
Exons: 8
Coding region: 20-724 (234 amino acids)
Biological process (GO): protein ubiquitination
Cellular component (GO): Cul4-RING E3 ubiquitin ligase complex
Source: RefSeq, a predicted model, not a curated record